Messenger RNA from Cotesia glomerata, 836 nucleotides. RefSeq names its product 26S proteasome complex subunit SEM1 (gene Sem1). The record is from RefSeq and is a predicted model, not a curated record. The transcript has 3 exons. Gene Ontology annotation, cellular component: proteasome regulatory particle, lid subcomplex; proteasome complex. The coding region runs from base 119 to 352 and encodes 77 amino acids. Gene Ontology annotation, biological process: mRNA export from nucleus; double-strand break repair via homologous recombination; proteasome assembly. NCBI's taxonomy places the organism in Eukaryota, Metazoa, Arthropoda, Insecta, Hymenoptera, Braconidae.
UUGUGUAGAUACCUUAAUGUUCCUGUCUACCCUAACCUACAACUAAAACUGAUCUAGAAAGAUCUUGCAUUUAUAAGAGUUCGUUGUUAUUGCAAAAUUUAAUAAUUAUUUUUUCAAAAUGACUGACAACAAAGAAGACAAAACUAAGGUUGACUUAGGACUACUUGAAGAAGAUGAUGAGUUCGAGGAAUUCCCUGCUGAAGAUUGGACAGCAAAGGAUGAAGAUAAUGAAGAUAUAAGUGUGUGGGAGGAUAAUUGGGAUGAUGAUGAUAUUGAGGAUGACUUUAAUCAUCAAUUAAGGGCACAACUUGAAAAGCAAAAAAAUCAAAUUGAUAACAAUUCCAAGGACUAGAGAAGUGAAAAUAUUUCAAGCAAUAAAUAUAUAAUAAUCAAUAGAUCAUUUUCUUUGUAUCUCAUAUUGUAAUGUAUUCUUUUUUUUCAUAUUAUCAGCUUCAUAUCUGAUUUAUUGUAAUUUAAAACGAUAUGAGACUUAUGUAAAAACAAAAAAAAAUAUAAAUUACACUUUUUUUAUACAACAGCUAGUAAUGAGAUUUCUUGUGAGAAUUAAAAUAUAUUUAUUUUCAAUAACAUUAUAAAAAAAAGUUAGCUAAAAAAUACAAAGUGGUAACAUAAUUGUUCUUUAAUAUAUGACUUGAGAGAAAAUGGAAAUAAAUUUUUGGAUUAAAUUAAAAAUAAUACAAGAUUAUAAUAAUCACUUAUUCUAAGAUAUUGUAAUGAUAAUUAUAGUCGCUCCAUUUUCUCUUGACAGUGCAAUCAGGUACUUAGACAUUUUUAUUCCAUACUGAUAUUUUUUUUUUUUUUUUUUUUUUUUUUAA